AUGGCCCAGUACACCGCAGCAGCAGCAACUAUGUCAGCCAUCUCAGCGGCAGCAGCAAUCGUCUGCAGCGCAGAGUCAUACGCUCGACAUGAUCACCUAUACAGGACAAGUCGUACAGACGAGAACUCGCCCUUCCAACCAGGCCCUCGACAACGUGCCCCAUUCGCAAGUAUGCGAGCUCGUCCCACUUACGGCUAUUAUGAUCAACCCCUGUACUAUCCGCCCGGGUUACACGAACACUACAUACACCACGAUGAGUGUCCAGGUUCACAAUGCCAUUAUCGAGCUUUCCUCACGGACUCAAUCCAGCGGUACAACCAAUCCCGCCGUGACCUCCGCCAAACAUACGUAUGGAACCUACACGAACUCGCGCGCCUACACGCCUCCCAACCCCAAAAACUCACCAAAGACAAAGACGCGGAAGCCGACCGACUCUAUGCAUACUACGUCUCACGGGUCCGCGACGUAUUCGAAGAACACCGACAGGACCACCGGCGCCUCUUCGGACAAGAUUACCUCUGCUGGGCGCAACCCGAGCGCGAGGAUCCCGCGCAAUUGUUACGCAACGGAAUAGGAAGCCGGCUCGCGAGCCGCAUGGGAACAACCGCCAAUGAAAUGAUGCGCAACACCUUAGCACCGAGCGCUGCCGCCACACCUGCGAUUAAGGAAAGCAGGGAAGAAGAAAGGUCUGAAUCGUCUUCAAACAACAGGGUGAUCAACGAAGGUUGAAUUAAUACAAAUCUUUUUUGUUUCUGUGUUUUUGAUUUCGUUAUACACGCCUCUAUGAUUCCUUUCCUAUCCGUCAAACACCGUAUACCGAUGCAAAAACAACCCUUUGCAUUACAUCCAGAUAGCAGGGGGGUAGGGUGGGAAUUCUCUAGAAACCUAAAACAACGCAAGCAAAACAAGCAAGUCUGGCUGGGUACUAACAAUGGGGGGUGAUGGUAAUGGAGGUGUUACAAAACAAAUAGGGCACCUUUUUCUCUCCUGAAUCCCUUAGGUAUCCUGUCCCUCGAUAGGUAGAUAUAUACUUACACGGCACGUUAUUUUUAAAUAGUAAUAAACA
Hypoxylon trugodes is the source of this 1066-nucleotide messenger RNA. RefSeq lists its product as uncharacterized. Bases 1 to 729 code for a protein of 242 amino acids. Lineage: Eukaryota; Fungi; Ascomycota; Sordariomycetes; Xylariales; Hypoxylaceae. The record is from RefSeq and is a predicted model, not a curated record. The transcript has 2 exons.